UUUGAGCUUUUUUUUUCUUGUUGAGAUUUUGACCUCUGACGAUGUGGACUUAAACAGUGAUCGGAUUUUAGUUUUUUUUUUUUUCAAGGUGUCAUCUGAUCAACCCUUCUUAAAAAGGGUUAUAAUUGUGUCUUAUCUGGAGAUUUGAGAUUUUCAUGUUCUAAUUUUUGAAUGUUUGAGAAAUUGAUUCCUAAUUAUUGUGUCUAAUCCUUAGUGGACAAAGUCAUCCAAUACAUAUGCUGGUAAGAAGUAGUACGUACCUGGUCAUGAUAAUUAAAUUGUUCUUAUGACUUUCUACCUCAAAAAGCAGAACAUUAUGGGUUCGGGAUUGUAAUCCUUUUAAGUUACUGGGUUCUAAAUUAAUAAUUUGUACAUAUUCAGUGGAUUUUUUUAAGUCUAAUACAGGGUUUAGCAAAAGCUACUAAGUUCGGCCGAACCUGCAUCCCACACUCUGGCUCCGCUCCUAUCGGAAAGGGGCUAUAUAUGUUGUGGCUAUCCAAAGAAGGCGAUACGUCUAUUUUGUUAAUGUUAUGAUCACAUCCACCGUGCCAUGUUCGAACGCGAAUAUGGUUGGUAAAUGCAGAUCGACAGUAUUACUGUUCCAUAAAAUGGAGAGUAUUACCAAUGUCAUGGAGUAUGAGACCAUUGCAAAGGAGAAACUGCCAAAAAUGAUUUACGAUUACUAUGCCUCUGGUGCAGAGGACCAAUGGACGCUCCAAGAGAAUCGAAAUGCUUUUUCUAGGAUUUUGUUUAGACCCCGCAUUCUUGUAGAUGUAAGAAGCAUUGAUACAACGACAAGUGUCUUGGGAUUCAAGGUUUCAAUGCCGAUCAUGGUUGCACCGACUGCAAUGCAGAAAAUGGCUCAUUCUGAAGGAGAAUAUGCAACAGCCCGAGCAACAUCAGCUGCUGGCACCAUCAUGACAUUAUCCUCAUGGGCUACUUCCAGUGUAGAAGAGGUUGCUUCAACGGGACCAGGCAUUCGCUUUUUCCAGCUCUAUGUGUAUAAAGACAGAAAUGUUGUUCGGCAACUUGUGAAAAGAGCAGAACGGGCUGGUUUUAAGGCAAUUGCCCUUACAGUGGAUACACCAAGACUUGGUCGAAGGGAAGCUGAUAUCAAGAAUAGGUUUGUUUUGCCACCUCAUCUGACAUUGAAGAAUUUUGAAGGACUGGAUCUUGGAAAGAUGGAUAAGACAUAUGACUCUGGACUUGCUUCAUAUGUUGCCGGCCAAGUUGAUCAGUCUCUUAGCUGGAAGGAUGUGAAGUGGCUUCAGACAAUAACCCACCUGCCAAUCCUACUGAAGGGUGUAUUAACUGCAGAAGAUGCAAGGCUAGCUGUAGAAUCUGGAGCUGCUGGAAUUAUUGUGUCUAAUCAUGGGGCUCGACAACUUGAUUAUGCUCCUGCAACAGUUAUGGCCUUAGAAGAGGUUGUCAAAGCAGUGCAGGGAAGAAUUCCUGUUUUCCUUGAUGGUGGAAUUCGCCGAGGGACAGAUGUCUUUAAAGCAUUGGCUCUCGGAGCAUCUGGUGUAUUUAUUGGAAGACCAGUUGUGUUUUCAUUGGCUGUUGAUGGGGAGGCUGGCGUUAGAAAAGUACUUCAGAUGCUUCAAGAUGAAUUUGAACUGACAAUGGCGUUAAGUGGCUGUCGCUCAAUCAAGGAAAUCACUCGUAGUCAUAUCACGGCUCCUUGGGACUCCCCUCGUAUCACACCCCGGUUGUAAGCUUAAAUCUCAACUUCUUGUGUGCAACUCCACACUUAAUUCAAAAAUAUCGUUGCCUCCUAUGAGAAAAACCACCAUCAGUUCAUCUAUUAUCACAAUGGGAAGAAAAAGAUACAUCAAACUAAAGACUGCAUGUAGCGUUUUCUAAAUUAAAUAUAUUGCAUUUUUGCAACUGGGAAUUGCAUUAGAAACAGAUAUCUGGUUCUGACUAUAGCAGCAAGUGAAGUCAUUAGGCAGUUCUUUGAAUCUUGAAAUGCAGUCCAACAGGUGUAAGGUGAAGUUCUUGGGAAAGAUGUAUCAGGCAAAAUGCAGCCUUUAAACUCUUUUUGCCGUUA
Nicotiana tabacum (common tobacco) is the source of this 2050-nucleotide messenger RNA. RefSeq names its product glycolate oxidase-like. The record is from RefSeq and is a predicted model, not a curated record. Gene Ontology annotation, molecular function: oxidoreductase activity; FMN binding. NCBI's taxonomy places the organism in Eukaryota, Viridiplantae, Streptophyta, Magnoliopsida, Solanales, Solanaceae.